Messenger RNA from Closterium sp. NIES-65, 1152 nucleotides. The record is from the annotation of a GenBank genome assembly. NCBI's taxonomy places the organism in Eukaryota, Viridiplantae, Streptophyta, Zygnematophyceae, Desmidiales, Closteriaceae.
AUGCGACACUACCGCUGGGCUCUACUCGCCAUACCCCUCGCUCCCACUCUGAUCCUCUCGGCUCCGCGCGCCCACGCUGUUAUGGCUUCCGCCUCCGGUCCGUCAACGUCAACGUCACCGGUUGCUGAUCCGUCAAAGUUCGGCUACCGGUCGACGGCGGAAGAUGUGACGGCGGGCGUCGAUUUGAGCGGCAAAGUGGCAAUUGUAACGGCACGCGCGAAUUCCCCUUCCCGCGCGAACCUCGUCCUCGUGCCAAUGUUCUCCCCACGCGCGCAUGUCGCCCCUCUCUCUUUCCGCCGCGCUAAUUUCUUCUUCCUCCCCCUCUUCCGACACCCUUGUGGCGCGAAUUUCCUCCCCCCAGGUGGCAGCAGCGGCAUCGGCACGGAGACGGCGCGGGUGCUGGCGCUGCGAGGCGCGUUCGUGGUGCCCGUGGUGCGGAACACGGAGGCGGGGGAGGCCGCCAAAGCCGCCAUCAUCAAGGACAUCGAGGGGCAGAGCGCAGCGGUGGCGGGGGUUCCGGCGGCGGUGCGCGAGCGCGUGAGCGUGAUGCCGCUGGAUUUGGCGUCGCUCAAGUCGGUGCGCGCGUUCGCCGCGGAUUACUUGGGCCUUAACCGCCCGCUGCACCUGCUCAUCAACAAUGCGGGCGUGAUGAUAUGCCCGUUCAUGCUCACUGCGGACGGCCAUGAGAACCAGUUCGGCACCAAUCACGUGGGUGAGUGCAGGGAGGCAACCACGUGGGCUGAUCGCACCACUCCUCCACUGCCUCCCUCUCCCCCUUUCUUCCGUCCCUCCGCCCCCCCUCCCCCUCUCUUCCCUUUCACCCUCUUCCCCCCUUCCCCUGCACACACCCCCCACCCAAUUGCAUCGCACGUCGUACCCCCUUUAGGCCACUUCCUGUUGACCAACCUGCUGCUGCCGAAGCUCAAGGAAACUGCCAAGCAGGAGGGCGCAGAGGCGCGCAUCGUGAUCGUGUCCUCCGCCGCGCACCAGUUCCCGUACCCGGGCGGCAUCCGCUUUGACGCCAUCAACGCCAAGGAGGGGUACGACUCGGUGAGGGCGUACGGGCAGUCCAAGCUCGCUAAUAUCCUGCACGCACGGGAGCUCGCACGGCGGCUCAAGGUGCAUGGCUGUGGGAGAGGAGGGUGUGUAUGA